GAUUUCUUCUUCCCAUCCGCUUUUACUCUGUUAGUAAAAUGUCGCGCCGAGGCGAAACGUCCGUCUUUGCAGGGCAGGUGCAGCCGCCGCGUAAUCUGGACGAGGUCCCUGUGAUUGACCGCGAGAAGCUCUGCCCGUUCCUCUUGCGCGUCUUUGUUCAGCCACACAACCACCACAGGCCAGCCGAGUUUGACGCAGGUGCACUCCCAACACGUGACGAGUUGCAAGUCUACACAUGGCAAGACGCUACGCUUCUUGAGAUUGCCACCAUCAUUCGCUCCGUUUACCCGGCGGCCACGGAUCGCGAUACCCGUUUCUCGUUGCGCCGUGUUUACUUUGAGCACGGCCGCUCCAGCUACCGCGAUUUGGGCGUCGUUACCCCUGGCCGCAAGGGAAACGACGAUGCCUCCACGCUCUGGUCGACCGACUUCCACAUUGGCGACUACAUGGACAUUGCCGUCAUCCCUCCGGGCAGCCAGCGCUUCCGAAACAAUGCCGCUGGAAACAAUCCUGGCGGUCGGCCCGACAUUGACCACCAGCGCUGGGAUGAUGCGCGCAAGGAAGACACUCGUCGGGACAACCCUCGCCGCAACGACGAUCGUCGCAAUGAUGGCCGUCGCAAUAAAGACAGCUCUCGAGGUGGUCGUUGGUAAUUUUCUUGCUGUUUUUUUCUUUCUUCUUUGUCUUGGAUGACAGUUGUUCAGUGUUCUGUUGUUAUUGAUACAUUCCGUCAAGUAUUGUACUACCAAACACACGUCCG
Capsaspora owczarzaki ATCC 30864 is the source of this 760-nucleotide messenger RNA. RefSeq lists its product as hypothetical. Gene Ontology annotation, cellular component: nucleus. The transcript has 4 exons. Gene Ontology annotation, biological process: negative regulation of DNA-templated transcription. Bases 39 to 653 code for a protein of 204 amino acids. The record is from RefSeq and is a predicted model, not a curated record. Lineage: Eukaryota; Filasterea; Ministeriida; Capsasporidae. Gene Ontology annotation, molecular function: transcription factor binding; transcription corepressor activity.